Ilex paraguariensis (yerba mate) is the source of this 936-nucleotide messenger RNA. Lineage: Eukaryota; Viridiplantae; Streptophyta; Magnoliopsida; Aquifoliales; Aquifoliaceae. The record is from the annotation of a GenBank genome assembly.
AUGGGGCUAAUUCAAUUCUUUCUAGCCCUUCUCUCUCUCUCCCUCUUCGUUUCUCCGGCCAUUUGCAGAUACCCACCGGCCGAGGACAUAAAAUCAUGGUGCGGCAAAACCCCCCACCCUCAACCCUGUGAGUACUUCUUGGCUCAUGACUCUAAAUAUGGCCGUCCGAUCAAACAAAAAUCUGAUUUUUUCAAGCUCUCAUUGCAACUAGCCCUAGACAGGGCCAUGCAUGCCCAAACCAACUCUUAUAGCCUCGGCUCAAAGUGCCGGGAUGAGAGAGAAAAGGCUGCAUGGGCUGAUUGUCUUGAGCUCUACGAUUACACAAUUCAGAAACUCAACAAAACUAUUGAUCCAAACACUAAAUGCAGCCAAGUUGAUGCUCAGACAUGGCUCAGCACAGCCCUGACCAACCUCGAAACCUGCAAAACCGGGUUCAUGGAGCUUGGGGUUACAGACUAUGUCAUGCCCUUAAUGUCAAACAAUGUCUCUUCCUUGAUCAGCAACACUUUGGCCAUGAACAAAGACCCAUAUGGCGAGCCCAGUGGCCCGAGUUACAAAGAAGGGUUCCCGAGUUGGGUCUCUUCCGGUGACCGGAAACUCUUACAAUCAGCAUCACCGGUUCCUACGGCCAACAUUGUGGUGGCACAAGACGGGUCCGGGAACUAUAAGACGAUAAAUGAGGCCAUCACCGCCGCAUCGAAGCGGUCGGGAAGUGGGAGGUAUGUGAUUUAUGUGAAAGCAGGGACUUACCAGGAGAGUGUUAAUAUAGGAAACAAGUUGAAGAAUAUUAUGUUAUUGGGUGAUGGUAUUGGGAAGACUAUUAUUACAGGAAGCAAGAGUGUUGGAGGAGGCACUACCCUCUUCAAAUCUGCCACUGUUGGUAAGCGAAACAAAAAUGCUCUCAGUUUUUUGUUCAUUAUUUUGAAAUUUAGUUGA